UUAUCCUGCUCCAGAGCCAGCUCCAAAGCUCCUGCCACAUCCAGAGCCAGAGCCAGAGCCAGAGCCAGAACCAGCCCCUGGGCUAGAGCCAGCUCCAGCUCCAGCCCCACCACCUGUGGCAGAGCUGGAGCCAGUAUCAACUGCAUCGGACCCUACAGAGCUGGAGGAAGGGCCACCAUUAACUGCAGCCCCAGUGCCAGCUCCUGAACUAGAGCCCACUGGACCCCGGGCUGUGACCACCGAAAACCAGCUGAGGGAGGAUAAGCCGAACCUCUUGGACUUCCCUCCCAAGCUGGUGGCAGACCAGCUGGCAAGGAUGGAGGCAGCGAGCAUUGGGUCUUGCAGGGCAGAGGGGUCCUGCCUUCCUGUGCCAUUAGCUGCCCCACACCUGCCAUUCCCUGAUCCAGAAUGUGAUGAUCUGGGUCCAUAUUCCUGCUCCCCUGUUACCAACACUGUGACUUGGGCACUUUCUAAACCCCAAGCUCUGGCUGUCCCCAUGUGCACAGCAGAACCAGACACUAAGGGCACCUGCUGCAUGGGAUGGCUGUGCCGAUGAAUGAGGUGGAACAGAGAGGAAGUUGGGCAGCGUCUGGCCCUUUGGUGUGGGAGGGAGCUCACUGAAGUUCUGCCAGGUCCUUGGGUCGAUCACGCAUGUGCCCAGAGGGCCUUCACAUCCUCAGCACGUAUCAGGCACAUGAUGUGUACUGACUCCAGUGGAGACAAUCGCACAAAGCCUGCACUUCUCCCUGCCUCAGGGGAAUGUGCAUGGGAAUGGGGAGUGGCACCCGAGUGGGACUGGGAUGGGUGGAAGAUGGCCCUUGGGGUGGGCCAAUGAGGGCUGUGUUCCGGAGCUUGGAGGGAGUGAGACAGGGCUGGGAGCAAAUGCCCUUCCUUCUGCACAGCACUGUGUCCUGGGCCAUCUUGUGCUGGCACCUUCAGUGCACACAGAGAAAACCCAGGGAGUCCCACACACCUCAGAGAUCACAUCCUCUGCUUCCUGAGCUCCAGCUCUGUCCUCAACCAGCCUGUGGGGACUGUGGGGGACCGUGGAUGCCGAGCUGGGGUGAGGCAGUGCUGGCAACACUCUGAAUCUUCCUCAGGAGCUGUUCAAGAAAUUAGUGCCUGCUCAGUGCCUGGGCCCCAUCUGGUCCCAGCGAGACAACAGGGACCACGAGUACCUGGCACCCACCAUCCGUGAUACUGUGGCACACAUGAACACCUUGGCCAACAGUGCCAUCGCUACAUGCUUCGGGGCCCCAGGCAUGACAGCCCAGGAGAGGGCCAGGGUGGUGGAGCUGUGGAUUCAGGUGGCUGAGGAUCCUUUCUGCUCUGCAGAGCCCUGCCAUUAAGCAUCUCAAAGAGACCUGGGGACAAGUUUCCAGGGAGAGUUCCUACACCUUUAAGAAGUGGUGGAGGGGAGAGCAGCACGUGAGCAGGAGACUGUUCCUGAAGGAGGCAACCUCCGUGUUGGCCAGUGCACAGAGGGCCCACCAUUGAGCCUGGGAGAGGCAGCGGCAGCAGGUGAGGGUGCCUGGGGGGGAGGUGUCCAGGAGUCAGAGGAGAGGGGCUCCCCCUCCCAGCUAGAGGCCUCCCUCAAGAGAGGAUCCUUCCUCCUCCAGCACAUCUGCUGUGGCCACCGAGCCUGAAGUGCCCGCCUUGGCAGUGAGCAGGAGGAGGCCUGGAAGGGCUGGGAGCAGGAUGAUGUUGGGGUGGGGAGGGGCACGGGCCACACCCCCUGGGAUUGGCCAACAGCCAGCCCUUGGACGUGACUGGGGGAUUUUGUUGUUCCUGGAGAGGAGGGGAGGAGGGAAUUGUGUGUGGUGGGGGCUUCUGAGGGUCCUAGGCUACUGUAUGUGGGAGCCUGUGGUGUGCAGGGGGCUGGGGUGAAGGAUUUCAGGGGAGGGUUCAUGGGGGGCACCUGAGUGCUGAAACUCAUCACCAUUGAUGGAGCAGGGUGUCAUCCCCUCCCUUGAGAUGAUAUUCAGUUACCUGGAGCUACUGCAUGAUGAGAUGGAUUAUUAUGUGGAGGGGAAUGUGCUCAGCUGUCGGAAUGAGGAAUUCAAAUUCAUCAAGGACAUCAAGCUGGUCCAGAAGGCUGCAAAUCUGUACACCGUGCAGCCCGACGAGCACUUUGGGGCCUGGUUCCAGGCCAUGGAGCCCCUGAGCAAGGAAGCGAGCUACAGCCUGUCCUGUCAGCUGGAGUCCCGAUACCAGUGGACCAGAAAAAUUCGACUCUUCUUCAAAGACAAGAAGAGCCGUGCAUCUUCCUGCCCAGGGCUGAACACCAGGUCCCCAAAAAAGAGCCCAGCGGUGAUGGCAGAUAAUGCUCCUGAGACCAGCUGAACCACAGAAGGGACACAGCGGGGACACUCAAGUGCACGGGGCCACGUCUCAGAUGCUGACAUGAAUGAUAACAUUGUGAUCCAUUCCCUGGGGUCCGCUGAAGGCCACAAGGGAGUGGACGACUCCCCCCACCAUCUCCCUCACACAUUUUCCCAAGCGCCUGUUUCCCUCUUUGGAGGGGCCAUGUUUUUGUUGUCAAUGAUAAAUGCUAAGUUUGGGUAUUUUAUU
This is a messenger RNA of Equus caballus (horse), 2571 nucleotides long. NCBI's taxonomy places the organism in Eukaryota, Metazoa, Chordata, Mammalia, Perissodactyla, Equidae. The record is from RefSeq and is a predicted model, not a curated record.